Messenger RNA from Lytechinus pictus (painted urchin), 5315 nucleotides. Its product is annotated as tetratricopeptide repeat protein 27-like. Bases 250 to 2850 code for a protein of 866 amino acids. NCBI's taxonomy places the organism in Eukaryota, Metazoa, Echinodermata, Echinoidea, Temnopleuroida, Toxopneustidae. The record is from RefSeq and is a predicted model, not a curated record. Gene Ontology annotation, molecular function: protein binding. The transcript is spliced from 21 exons.
GAUGGCAGUAUAUUUUUCAUUCAGACAAUAUGGCAGCGCCCAUGGCCAUAGCAUCAACACGCUGGCAGUGUUUUUCAUUGAAUCCCGGCUUCAUUAAGUUCUGAUAUUUUCAGUGAUAGAUCAUUGAUUAUAUCGAAUUUUGAGUUUCGUGAGUUAUUCAGCCAACAUUUUAUGAAACCGUUAUCUUUGUUUUUAGAAAAAAGGAUCCUAUAUUAUCAGUAACUGAAGCUAAAGCCUAAGCACACAAAAAUGUCGAUGUCGCAUGAGUUCCCGUGUGUGUGGCGAAUAGAGAAAAGGAUUGCGCAAUCACUCGGAAAUGAAAACAUCGGGGAGUUGGUGGAGGACAGUGAGUUGGAGCUCUGUGAAGAAUGGAUAAGGGAAUUUGUCCCCAAUGACAUCGAUCUGGACAAAGAGGAAGUAAGUAAGUUCCUGUUAUCAUUAUUGACUGGCGAUUACGAACAGGUGAUUACUUCAGUCAUCACUGGUCAGAUCCUAGCCAGAACUCCCCACCAAGAUGUUACACAGCAGAUUUCAAGAAAUGUCACAGAUUUUGUGGGACAACUUGAACAGCCGAGGGAAAAAGUUUUCAGGCAGUUCUUAGUAGCAUGCGUGGGUAUCUCAAGUUUGCAGCUGUUUGUUCAAAAUAAUUGGACUGGACCAUUGACGGGCAAACCUGUGAUUCAUCGUCUAGAAAAUCUUCAUAUUCUGCAGAAGGAUGAAGAUAUACGGGACGUAGCCAAAUCUGCCCUCUGUCCUGAUGAUUGUUCAAUAUAUCCUCUAGUUUGCUUGCCGGAACUACUUCUUAUUGCACGUUGUGUUUUUAUAGAAUCCAGUGAUCAUGUUGCCCUUUGUAAGACAGCAGAUUGGUGGAGGUUACGAUGUCUAUGGGUACAGCAACAACUCUUAGAUGAGAGAUCACCUCAACUCUUCAGUCUCAUAUUACCAUUAAUCAAUUCAAUCCAAGAAGAUGAGGUACUGAUGUCUCCUGAACCAGACUUCUCUAUUCCUCUGAUGUUUCAUCUGGAAUGUAGUUAUAUCUUUACCUAUUACUAUGAAUACAAGAAGGGAACUGAAUGCAUAGCAAAUGCCAAAAAGCUGGCUGGAAUAGAAGUGGGACUGACAGGUGCCCUCGGGAAGAGAACUCGAUUCCAGGUUGAUGAUAAACCUCAGCUUAUUCUUAAAGUGACAAGAGAUGAUGAAAGAGAUAGAGAAUCAGCGUUACAAUCAUUACCUUCUUCCACAGAAUGGUUGCCGAAGGAUUUGAAUCUUGAUGAUGAUACCGUAUUGAAUGCCAUUAAGUUCAAAGAAGAGACUGAAGGAAGUCUCCCUCCUCUAACGAGUCUAGAACAAGCAAUCGUCCUUGGGGUGUGUAUGGAACACAAGCGAUCAAGACCAAAGGAUCUACUUGUGUCUGAAGAGUUGAUGUCAUAUGCAGUGGGUUUGCUGAGACAACCGCAGAUGUGGAUAAUACAAACCCUGUCGUUGAGACUCAGAUGUUUGCUUGAGAAGGACAAAGGAAGGACUGUGGAACGUGCUAUGAUGCAAAUGCAGGUUCUGGUGGAUCAAAUUCUGAGUACAACUUGUCCUGUAAGAGAGAGAUUAAAACUCUUCUAUGCUGUCAACCUACCUCCUAAGUGGGCAUUAGAGGGGGAGCUAGCAGGAUUGCUUGUAAGCAUAGGCUGUGUGAGUGAUGCCUUGGAGGUCUACAUCAGACUAGAGCUGUUUGAAGAUGUGGUGAAAUGCUACAAGAUCAUGAAGCAGCCUGAAAAGGCCAUCCACAUAAUCGAGCAUGAGCUGGCUAAGAAGGAGACCGCCCUCAUGUGGUGCCUCUUAGGGGAUGUGACGCUUGAGAAGAAGUAUUACGAGAAGGCAUGGGAGGUGUCUGGUCAAAAGUCAGCAAGAGCGAUGAGUUCACUAGGUGCACUCUAUCUUCAUGAAGAGGAAUUCCCCAAGGCAAUAGAGUGUUUAGAGCUGUCAUUAGAAAGGAACUAUCUUCAGUAUAGUACGUGGUUCAGUCUUGGCUAUUGUGCAUUCCAGAGUGAGAAGUAUGAGAUAGCCAUUAAAGCUUACCGUCGAUGUGUACAGCUUGAAACAGAUGAUUAUCAGUGUUGGAAUAAUCUCGCAACAGCCUUCAUCAGGCUCAAUGACAAACCCAAAGCCUUCAGAACCUUACAAGAAGCUCUCAAAUGCAACUAUGAAAACUGGAAAAUAUGGGACAACUUUCUCGGAGUGAGCAUUGAUAUUGGUGAGUUUGCAGAGAGCAUCAGAGCUUUUGGACGUCUCCUUGACCUAAAGGAGAAGUAUGUUGAUGAAGCGGUUCUUGGGGUCAUGGUGAGAGCAGUGCUUGAAGACAUGAAGGAUCGCCAUGGUGAACCGGCUGGCUUACUGAAACCCAAGAUCUUAGAGCUAUUUGGUAGGAUCACAUCACAGGUGACGGCUAAUCCUAUAGUGUGGAGUCUAUAUGGGAAAUUACUAGGGGGUUGCCAGACAGAUAACCUUGUAGAGAAUGACAAAGCUCUGCAGUGCUUACAGAGGGCUCAUCGACUAAUCACACAGGAUGAACAGUGGCACAAAGAGGUUGACAAGGUCAAAGAGGUCAUAGGUCAAACACGAGAACUUGCAGAAGCUUAUGAGCACUGUAGCAAGCAAAAGACAAGUAAUCCACAGGCUGUCCAGUUACUAUCAUCAGCUAAGCUUAUGAUCAAAUCAACCAUCUCAAAGAUCAAGAAAGAGCAUUAUGAUGAAACGAUUCCACCACCGUCAUGGGCCGAGCUAAGUCAACCUGUUGAGGGAUUAGAGUCCAAACUACAAGAACUGCUCGAUAGAAUAUCACAAUUGAAAUCAGGCUGAUAGUUCCCUGUCCUCUUAUCAAAUUCAUUUUGAGUUUUGAGAUUUCUUGGUUGAUGUUAAGAAAAUCAUUCUCAAUAAUGUAGCAAUGGAAUGCACCAUCAUUCCAUUCAGCAUUCCAUAGUUGUCUCCAAGUCUUACUUAUGUACAUUGUCAAAGUGAAUUACACAUAUUUGAUUAUCCCCAUUUGUAACUUAAAAAAAUACAUCCCUCAAUGGAUAAUUGUCAUCGAACACUCACAUAUCAUUUUUCUUUAGCUCAGGUUAAUAUGUAAAGCAUUUGUAAUGGAUUAGGAAGUUGGUUGUGGAUGGCACUUUUCUAUUGCCGGUAUGAAACUGCCCUUUGACUCUUGUGAGUUUGAUUUGGUUGGAAAUGGGAAUAAUAUCUGGGUUUUUAUAUUUUCUUUUUAGUGAGUUAUAUAUCUGAAACAUAUUUUUAAAAGUCAGAAUACUGUGAGAGGUGAUGUAUUGUUUACCCAGUUAAUGUUGUUGAUUCAUUGGAGUCAAAAUAUUCCAAUGUUAUAUCAUACAGCCAUUUAUAUAUUCCUAAAGUAAGAGCUGCUUAUGGCAUCAUCUUCUAGGAGUAAUCCUGUGAAGCAUCAUUUCUGAUUCAAUUCUCACAUUGUUGUGUCUAUCCUAAAACAGUUUUAUGAACCAUGUCUUGCUCUCUUCAAAGAGAUUUUUUUCCAUUAAAAAAACAAAAAAAUUAUCAUAGAAAUAUGAAAUUGAAGGCUUGUGUUUUAUCCAGAGAAUGUAAAAUGUGGAAUAUCAACUAUUUGUUGCCUGAUUAUGAAUAUUCAACUUUACUAUUUUACCAUUCCUAAACUUGUCAAUAAUGCUCAAUUUUGCUUGGAUGCUGUGUCGAUGAAUAUACAAGAGGAAAGUUUGUUUUGGAACAAAUCAAAAUUGCCAUAAGUUUAUUCAAAACUAUACUAGUCUAUUGUACAUGCACAUCUCUACAGUAUAUUGUUUAUGUCAUAAAUAUGCCUCUUUUUGGAACGAACAAGGUUAUUAGCCAUAUCACUCAUAAGUAGGCCUACUUAUAAGCAUCAUUGGCACAUCUGUAAGGCUGUUCAUGUCUUGUGACAGACUGAACUAUUUUAUGUUUCAAAACGUGUUUACAAAUGUCUGAGCUACAGCCUGAGAAUAAUUAGACCUCUUGCAGGCAUAUAUGUACAUGAUGUGAUUCUUGGUAUUUUAUUAUACAUUACAAUUCUGGGACUGUAAGAUGAAAUUUACCUAACAAUGAUAUCAUUGGUAAUGACUAUUAAAAUCUUGAUUUUGAUUGACCCCUGGAGUUCGUUUCAUAUAAGUUAAGAGCGGCUUUAAGAAUGACUGGUGAUCCUUUCUUGUGGUAAAUGAUGUUCACCAUUAUAUGUUCAUUGGUGAUUAUUUUGUGUGUAGGAAAGUUUCACCAGUCGUUCUUAAAGUCACUCUUAACUCAUGAACAGCUUUAUGAAACACCCACUUGAACAGUUUUAUUAUGGUGUUCUACUGAUGAUGGUGUCACCAUAAACAGCACAAGACCCUUGUGGUGUUUCAUGAAAAGAGGAACUCUAUUUCAAGUAAAUGUUUAUUUUUCUUGGUCAGAAACGUCUAGAAAGAUUUAGUGAGACUUAGUCAUGUUCAAGUGAAACCAGGCUUCAAGUUCUGGUAAUCAUCACAGAUUGAAUCAAAAUUAAUUUUUAAAAAGGAAUCUAACAACUGACCGAGUGUUUGCAUGUAUAAUAGGUAAUUAAGUACCAAAUGACUGAGGGGAACAAGGUCCCAUUGAUGACCUUCUCAAAGUUAUGAAACAUUACCCACUUAGUUGUAAAGGGAUGCUCCAGGCUGAAAAUAUUUAUAUCUCAAUAAAAAGAGUAAAUUCAAAGAGCAAAAUGCUGAAAAUUUGAUCAAAAUUGGAUAACAAAGUUAUUGAAUUUUAAAAUUUGCAAUAUUCUGGUGAAACAGUUCUAGGCAUUUUCUCUUAGCCUAAAUGUCAUUUCCAUCCCCAAAACAAAGUGUUUUUAUAAGAGAAUAAUUAGACCAGCACAACACUGGAAAUGCCAUUAAUAUUGGAUAUAAAUUAAGAAAUUUAUGACAUUUUCAGGUUUUGUUUAAUUUAAAAAAAAAAUGAUAUGCCGUCUUGGGUUUUAAUGCAAAUGAGAGGACCAAUGAUGGCACACUACUUAUGUAAUUAUUUUAUUAUAUGAAAUAUGAAACAUUUCAUUAUUUACAUUUGAAAAUAAAGAUCCUCUUGAUUGAAUCAUAAUAGGUUACACAAAUGGGAGUUCCACAAUUGCAAGUUGGAAGCACACCAUGUUGUUCAUUAAUUGGAGCAAAAUUUAAAUAUUUUAUGUAUUAAGCUUCAAAAGAAAUAGUGUGUGGGGAAUCGAUUCCCCAAUUUGCAUAAAUGCUUUGUGAAGCUAUAAUAAACUUUGAAAUGCCAUUAACUUUUUCUCCAUCCACUUUUUAAUGAAAUGCUUAAUA